GAAACUACGACGGAUACCCACUGUGGACACCAGUGCCACUGCGGAUACCUCACAAGCGUGCUGCCAUCUUCUUAGCUGCCCUCAAACCAUCCCUUCAUCAUACCGGGCUCACUACGAGCCACCUUCCCCGCGCCGGCCGCGUGCUUCCACGAUGACACGAGAUGCAAACACUCAAUGGCAUCGUAAUGCACAGCGAAUGCCAGGCUUGUACGCGACAGACAACUUCCAGCCACCUAUCCUGAGCCGAGAGUAUUCAUCCAUGUGGGAUGAUGUCGAGGUUCAGAACGAUUGGGCUAAUGCAGCCAGAGAGCAAGAGUACGCGUGUCAGCUGCAAGUCGAGUGUUCCCUUAAUUAUGAGCAACACGCUCGUAAGAACAAGAAACACAAACACGUCUUUAUGGACACUGAACGAGGGCGCUGCGCAUCUAUUGACAGAAAACGUACACAGCAUGAAUCUGUUGAUCGCGAACAAAGAGGUCGCGCGUCCAUUGACAGAAAGCGUGCACGGCAUAAAUCUGUCGAUCAUGAACGAAGGGGUCGUAUGUCUCUUGAUCGACCGCAAGAACGCCCUGGAUUUAUUUAUCACGAACAAGAGCGUCGCGCGUCUGUUGACCACGAGCGACAGCGUCGUGAAUCUGUCGAUGGCGAACAAGGGCGUCGUGCUUCUAUCGACAGGAGACACGAUCGCGAGUGCAACAUGUCGAUUGGACGUCAUGGCCAUUAUGGAUCUGUUUCUAGGACGUUUCCUCGUCCACCAGUUUGUGCUGUGUCCUUCAGGCCUCCUACCACAGGCCCCCAAUCCCGUCCUUGCACAUCUGAAUAUGUGAUGGUUCCCCGUCCACCAGUGUGUGCUGUCUCCUUGAAGCAUCCUACCACACCCCAAUUCCGCCAUCGCAAAUCUGAAUCUGCGACGGUUCCUCGUCCACCAGUGUGUGCCGUCCCCUUCGAACAUCCUACCACGGGUCCAAAAUCUCGCCACCGCAAUUCUGAUUCUGUGGCGUUUCCUCGUCCAUCAGUCUGCGCUGUCUCCUCUAAGCUUCCUACCACAGGUCCUCAAUCUCGACAUCCUCAUCGAUCUUCGUUCGACUACGCAACUAUUCACGAUCAUUCUGAUGAACGCCAGCAUCCCGUUUAUGUUUUGCCUCCAACUGCUCCAGCUCCACAGAUACAUCUACCUCCACAACGUAUCCGCACUGUCUCAAUGGAGGCGGUUCGUCGCCUUCCUUUCCGCAGCCCCGAGGUUUCUUCGUUUGAAAAGUCCAAGCCGUCUGGGCUAGCCCGCUUCAAUCCCUUCAACAAGCUGUGCUCGGCGACUUCGCAGAAGAUUCGCCGCAAAACUGUUGUCAGAGCAUGAUAUCCCUGGCACAUCCCUAUAUUCAUUGGUUUAGACUCAUAGACGUCUUCCUUAAGAUAGUACAUCCAUUAGAACAUAGAAAUAUACCCUAGAUAUCUUGUUAGAUUGUACUGUG
This is a messenger RNA of Suillus discolor, 1469 nucleotides long. RefSeq lists its product as uncharacterized. The coding region runs from base 152 to 1354 and encodes 400 amino acids. The transcript is spliced from 4 exons. Lineage: Eukaryota; Fungi; Basidiomycota; Agaricomycetes; Boletales; Suillaceae. The record is from RefSeq and is a predicted model, not a curated record.